UGCACUUCAAAAUAUAAAGGACUACUUUAAAAAUGAAUGUCAGCUGCAUAUGGUUGGCCUGGAACAUGAAAGACCAUCGGAGUUUUAUCUCAGUGCUUGGCAGUCAACAAGAUCUUCAACUCCACUCCUGGUUUGGAGAGCUCUGCUGUUUCUGGCGUCACUGGGAAUCGUUUUAACAUCAUUUAUCAUGUAUAUCUUAAGCCCUAUACCUAUUGGGUUUUGGUUUAUUUACCUCACACAUUGGGGUUUGACAAUAAUGCUCUUUUGUACUGGAUUCGCGGUUGCCGUCUCAAUGAGGUGCUAUUUCUACGGACCAAUAAGCACUGAGUUUUCUCUGCCCUGGUAUGUGAAAACUUACUGGGUUCUGUACAAUGCAUCCGUACCUGUAGCAUUCCUGAUAACAGUCUUCUAUUGGACUCUACUUUAUUCAGCCGGGGUGUCUGAGGAGAUAGGUCCUGUGCUGGACGUGUCCAUCCACGGCGUCAACUCCGUCAUAAUGUUUCUGCUGCUCGCUAGCUCUGCGCACGCAUCUCGCCUCGUACAUCUCGUUCAUCCCGCUAUCUUUGCCUGCACCUACGUUGUCUUUAGCAUCAUCUACUAUUUCGCUGGCGGUACGGAUCCACAAGGCAACCCGUACGUGUAUCCCAUGGUGAACUGGGCCCAGCCGGGCUCAACGAUGGUAGUUAUCUCAGUGACUGCCCUGCUACUAGUAUGUCUUCAUUUCGUCACCGUGGGUCUGGCUGCUGGUCGCAACGCCCUCGCCAACCGGAUCCUGCGACCCUCCGUCACAGUGCACGUUGAUGAGGACAUCGCGCUGAGGAAUCAGACACAAUCAGCGGUUCCUUAAAAUUGCAUAUAUCAUCAUCAUCAUCAGCGCAAAGAUGUCCACUGCUGGAUAUAGGCCUCCUCCACACUUCCACUCCCACCAAUCUUUCGCGGUAACCAGUCCAUCUUGUGGAGUUCGUGCCUUACUUCGUAGUCCUACCCGUGGUCACCUCUGCAAAAUCUUUAGUGCCCACCGAUUAUCGGGUCUGUAUGUGAUAUGGCGUCUUCACCACUUGGCCACUUCAACUUUUUAAUUAUUUGCACAAAGUCCAAUAUGAGUUAUUCCUUAAUACGGAAUUAAACUCACGACUUUGAGCUUCCGUAGUAUUUAUUAUAAGUAUAAAAAAGUAGAACCAUUUAAUAUUUAUUUUUUUUUUUAUUUGAGAAAAGGUUAGGUUAAUAAUUAAAUUUCUAGUAUAAUAAUAUGAUAAUGUAAAUGAAAUGAAUGAAUGUAAAGUAAGAUCAUUUGAUAAUUAAAUCUUUUGCUGAU
Messenger RNA from Leptidea sinapis, 1315 nucleotides. Its product is annotated as protein rolling stone-like. Gene Ontology annotation, cellular component: membrane. The record is from RefSeq and is a predicted model, not a curated record. Lineage: Eukaryota; Metazoa; Arthropoda; Insecta; Lepidoptera; Pieridae. The transcript has 4 exons. The coding region runs from base 50 to 847 and encodes 265 amino acids.